AUGCCUAAGAAGGAUCUAUUUUCCUCAUCAUCCUCUGACGACAGCGAUGCUGACGACUUGGGCCAACAAAUGGCCGUUGCAGCAGCUGUUGAGAAGCGCCGUAAUCCGCAUGCAUAUGACCCAACAAGCGGGAAACGGAAGGGAAAGUCACUGGAGCACUCAACUACUUCAGUGGCCGCAGUCCAACCUUUGGAUAGUAGCGACGACGAUAAUGAAGCUGGACAUGAUAAGGUGGAGGCCGUAAACGAUGUUGGUCCCAUUGAUCCCGCCCUCAAGAGCAGCACCACUGAGUCGACGGGGAAGCCAAAGGGUAAAAAGAGUAAGAAAAAGAAAGGCGAUGUGGAUGGAGCCAACAUUAGCGGUGAUGAUGAUGAUGAUGAUGACGGUGGCAUUCGCAUUAACAAGCAGUAUGCUGCAAAGUAUGAAGAGGUGAAGCGGCGGAAGGAGCUACAGCAGUUGACUCAAAAGUAUAGCAACCGGCUUCGCGGUAAUAACGGCUUGGGUGACUUGGAGAGCGAUGAGGAGGAUGAGGAGGACGAUGGGGCCGUGUUGUUGACGGAGAGUAAGGAGCUUGCCUUCGCCAAGACAUUCCUUGCCAUUCGUCAGGCUGGCCUUGCAAAGAAACGAAGUGGGAAACAAGCAAAAGGUUCAGACAGGAAUGAGAACACAAAAACGGACUCCAGUGUGAGUGAUGCCGACGCUGAAAACAAAAUUCUGCUUAACACAGAGCAGCGCUUCUUUCCGCCUCCAGAGGAGCAGGUGCGGGAGAACACGGAGGUAUUUGCCAAGGCGGUGGCGACAAAACGCGAGAAGCGGAACAAGUUUACUUUGGCUGACGAAUACCGCCGCGGAGUUGUAAUGAGUGCCGAGAAGGGUGGUGCCAAUGAGAAGGAUGAUGGUGAGGAUGUUGGCAAGGAUGAAAGUACUUGGGGAAGUCGCCGCAUCCAACCACAAAGUGAAAAGGAAAGGAAGUUGCGCGAGUCGUUCCUGCAAAGUGUGGCGGAGAGCGGCGAGUCGUUCUCCGUGAAACCCGCCUUUACGCCACCAGCGGACCAACAGCAGAGCAAUGAGGAGAGCGAGGCUAAGCGGUUACUUGCAGGGGCCUUUUCGAUCCGUGCCCCCAACCGCGAUGGUGCGACAACCGACGGUGAUGACGCAUCCGCCAAUCACGAUGCCGAUGAGGAAUUCCUCCGUGAUUUCUUUGUGGAAGAGCUUUGGAAGCCUGAGAAUAACCGUAAGGUCGGAAAGAAUGGAAGUAAAGCUUCGCGCCGCAGCAGUGUGACGGCGGAGGACGGGCCUGAACCUGCAGAUGGCGGCGAAAGUGGUGGAAACAGCGCGAGCGAUUACGAGGAUUAUGAAGAAGGAAACAACUAUGCGGCUCUUGCGGAAUUAGCACAGGCUGAAGAGGACGAACGUUUUUUUGCGGAGGCAGAGGUGUGGGAACGCAAGUUUCAGGAGCGCGCAUAUCGCCAUCAGGAAGAGAACGCCGACCACGUUCAAUCUUUUCCUCGUGCCGUUGGCAGUAACGCCGAGGGCCUGCUGCGGAAGACAGCACAAUCUUCUAGGAAGGAGGCUCACCUAAGACGACUGACGCGGAUGCGGGAGUUGCGCGAGCAGCAGGUGGCAGAGUUGCGGCGGCUCAAAACGCUAAAGAGACAAGAGAUUGAGGAGCAGCGGGCGCUUAUCGCCUCCAUUGCUGGUAUUUCCAGAGAGAAGAGACAAAACCACAGGGACGUCAAAGUCUCAGGCGGUAAACCGUCCGAUGAUGAAGAUGCUGCGGUGAGACGCCUCAUGUCUCUGUGGAGUGAGAAGGACCUAGAUGAAGACUUUGACCCCAGUAAGUUCGAUUCCAAGAUGUCUAAGAUAUUCGAUGAUAAUUACUACGAUGAAAAAAAUGUGGAUGAGGAGGAGAUAGCCUUCUUCGAGGAUGAAGAAGACAUAAAUGGUGUGGGAGAGCCUGAAGGACAGGGGGAGGAGAACGAGGUGUACAAGCAGCAGCUCGAGGACGGAGAGUCUGUUGAGGAGUCAUUAUUAGGUGGUGGAGGUGUGGCAGGGAAGGGCGUUGAAUUGGCCGCAGACGAUGCGAUGGAGUUGCUGUACCCAACAGUGACAAUGCCGGAGCUGGAAGAAACCCCAGCAACAAACUCGCGCGAGCAAAUCGAGCGCCUGCUGCGACAGCAGAAAAAGCAACCAGGUGCCACUGAUCCCGAUGAGGUGCUUGAACAGUUGCAGACAACUCUUAAGCAAAAGGAGAAGGAGUAUUGGCAGCUGCAUCACGAGUCCACACUCGACGGGGGUUCCCUAAAGACCCGCUUCAAGUACCGUCGGGUGGUUCCCGAAAACUUCACCCUAUCCGUCGAAGAAAUUCUUGCGCAAGAUGAUCGGCAACUCAACAUGCUCGUCCCCAUGAAUUGCUAUGCCGCUUACCUUUCUGCAGAGGAGAAUAGGAGGGAUCGCAUUAGGGCUGACAAACGGCGGCGUCGGGGAUUCCGUGAAAUUGACUCCUCCCGCAGUUCCCGCCGCUAUGGGGAUGUAUCUAAGACAUCUCUUGUGGAUCCUAAUAUGAAGGAAGAGGAAGGAGAGAAGUGGGCGGAAAAUGUCCGCAAAUCUCUGCGCCGCUUACGGCAGGGGAUGGGCUUAGAUCACGAGGAUUCCCUUGAAGAUGAAAACAACCCCGGGGACAAUAUGACGAGGAGCGGGAAACGCGGUAAAUCGAAUAGGGGAGGUGAUAGCGACAAUCGGGGGCUGAAUGGAAGUACGCUUGGAUAUCAGCAAAAAGACCUCAGGCACCAGAAAGGUGAAGGACAACGAGGAAAUAUUGGGGUGCGUUCCGAUAGGGAAGGGGAAAUACGGGAAUUCCCACGGCAUCCUGGUGGCUCACGAAAGCGGCAACUUGAUGAUGCCGAUGAACGCGAUUUUGGGGGUAGCGGUGGAGCUGUUGAGGGGCGACGGCGUGGCGUGGCGUCUAAGCCUCGUCACGAGUAA
Trypanosoma brucei brucei TREU927 is the source of this 2985-nucleotide messenger RNA. RefSeq lists its product as hypothetical. Gene Ontology annotation, biological process: endonucleolytic cleavage in ITS1 to separate SSU-rRNA from 5.8S rRNA and LSU-rRNA from tricistronic rRNA transcript (SSU-rRNA, 5.8S rRNA, LSU-rRNA). The coding region runs from base 1 to 2985 and encodes 994 amino acids. The record is from RefSeq and is a predicted model, not a curated record. Gene Ontology annotation, cellular component: nucleolus; 90S preribosome. Lineage: Eukaryota; Euglenozoa; Kinetoplastea; Trypanosomatida; Trypanosomatidae. The transcript has a single exon.